Messenger RNA from Penicillium nucicola, 1047 nucleotides. Its product is annotated as protein N-lysine methyltransferase family protein. The coding region runs from base 1 to 1047 and encodes 348 amino acids. Lineage: Eukaryota; Fungi; Ascomycota; Eurotiomycetes; Eurotiales; Aspergillaceae. The record is from RefSeq and is a predicted model, not a curated record. The transcript has 2 exons.
AUGGUCUACUACAUUCAAUUUUUGAAGACCCCGAGGGUUCAGCAGAAGAAAGGCUCCCUUUUCAUCACCGCGCUUAUUUGCAUCACCACAGACCUGGGGGAUGAUUUCCUCGCCGAAGAUGUCGAAUUGAUUGUGUCUUCAAUUCAGAAGCCUCCUGGAUUUGAACAAAAAGUUACAUGGAAAGCUGGAAAUCGGGAACUAGCCAUUAACUUGGGACCUCUUCCUUCGGCUUUGGUUCAGCAGUCCAUGCAGCUGAGCGUCAAACUUCAACCCGAGGCCACUGAGGAUAAAUCCUUAGUGCCAUUAGUUAUGGCUGCCACCAGUGCACCAUUUGGGCUCAAGUUGCCUGCAGAAAAGCUGGUUCGUAGAGAUGGACCACACGAAGGCUUGAAUAUUUGGGAAGAAACUGGUAAUAGCAUUGCCCGGCACAUAUGGGACGCGGGCCUCGCUUCAGUGAUAUACUUGCAGAGGACCCUGGACGAAAUAAAAGCUACGACUGGCAGACCAAAACACAAACAAGCAGACUCAACAAUACCCGCCUUGACUCGGCUUUUAUCAACUGUUCGCAGCUCACCUCUCCAAGUGGUCGAAUUAGGGGCAGGAUGCGGGAUAGUAGGCAUUGCCUUGGCAAAUAUGCUGCCCAACUGCUCAGUCCUACUCACGGACCUCCCUGAGGUCGAGUCGAUAAUAACACGGAACAUUGAAGAGGCUAAGACAGCGCCACAGUCCAAUAUUGAAUACCAAAACCUCGACUGGGACAACCCCCCGGAUGACCUCUGCAGCCGGCCCAUUGAGUUAAUACUGGUAUCGGAUUGCACCUACAACGCAGAUAGCUUGCCCGCACUAGUCAAUGUGCUGGACCGAUUGGUUCGGACAUCACCGGACGCAAUUAUCCUGGUGGCUCUGAAAAGACGACACGACAGCGAGACCGUCUUUUUUGAUCUGAUGGGAUCUGCCGGGUUUACAGCUGUGAAGGACAGUAUGCAGCUCCCUUCACAACAUGAUCAGGUAGAUGAGAUUCAGUUUUAUUGCUAUAGUCGCACAUAA